This is a messenger RNA of Olea europaea var. sylvestris, 1113 nucleotides long. Its product is annotated as transcription factor MYB59-like. The record is from RefSeq and is a predicted model, not a curated record. Bases 122 to 823 code for a protein of 233 amino acids. The transcript has 3 exons. Lineage: Eukaryota; Viridiplantae; Streptophyta; Magnoliopsida; Lamiales; Oleaceae. Gene Ontology annotation, biological process: regulation of DNA-templated transcription. Gene Ontology annotation, cellular component: nucleus. Gene Ontology annotation, molecular function: DNA-binding transcription factor activity; sequence-specific DNA binding.
GACAGAGAGAGAUUGAGAAGGCGAAAAUGGUGCAGAAGGAAGAAAAGAUGAGAAAAGGUCCAUGGACAGAAGAAGAAGAUUAUCAGCUGGUUUUACACGUGAACUUGUUUGGUGAAAGACGAUGGGAUUUCAUAGCGAAAGUAUCAGGUUUGAAGGUUGGCGGGAGACAAAAGUACUAGGUUUGAAAAGAACUGGGAAAAGUUGCAGGCUCCGCUGGGUCAAUUAUCUCAAUCCUGCUUUAAAAAGAGGCAAGAUGACACCCCAUGAACAGCGACUUGUUCUUCAACUUCAUUCUAAAUUGGGAAAUAGAUGGUCAAAAAUUGCUCAGAAAUUACCUGGAAGAACAGAUAAUGAGAUCAAGAAUUACUGGAGAACUCAUAUGAGGAAAAGUGCUCAAGAGAGGAAGAAAUCUGCUGUAUCUCCAUCGUCAUCGUCCUUGUUCAAAUCUUCUUCAUGUAACAUAAUUGAAGAGAUCAAAGAGCCCAGUUUUUAUGAUACCGGAGGUCUUGGUAUGGUAGCAAGUACAGAAAAAAAACUCGAUGUGCUAACGCCCAACUCAAAUAUGGAUGGACCUGUCUCGCGACGUUCUGAAUCGAAGAAUGUACAAGAAAAAGAAGAAACCACAAAAUUCAACUCCAUGGAUGAGAUAUGGAAAGACAUUGAAUUGUCUGAAGAAAAUUACAAUUUCCCAAGUCAAACAAUGGCAUCUCCAUUAUGGGAUUAUUGUCCAGACUUUCUUUGGCCUAUGGAUGAAGAAGAAAACAAGAUGUUUCUGCCAAUGAGUUAUCAGUUUCGUUCUUUCAAUCAGAAGAAGACUGGCUAAUUAGACUUUUAAAAAAAAAUAAAAAAAUAAAUAAUAAUAAUAAUAAUUAUUAUAGGUUUUAAUUGAUUAGGUUGAAUAAUUAGGAAGUAAGUUCUAUGUUUGUUUAGCUUCAUGUUCUUAUAACGCUGUAGGGGUGUAUAGGUGCACGUAGAAUACGAAGUAUGGCAGUCCGACACACUAUAGGCCGGUUCAGGCCUCGAACGUAUAGAUCUAGUAUGAUGUGAAUUACAACUCUAUGUCACGGUUCUUCUUUAUUAUGAAAUUACUUGUAAUAAUCUAGUUAUGUAUAA